AUGUUGGUUAAAUUGACAUAUUUAUUUAUUUUUCUAAUUGAAAUAUUCUGUGUUAGUUGUUCUUCACCAUGUUCAUUAAGAUGUUUUAAUCAAAGUGAAAUAUCUCCAAAAGCUCCACCUAUUUAUAUAAAUGAUACAAAAAUAGAGGAAUUAUUAUUAUUUGAAAUAAAUUGUACUAGUAAUGAUAGUCUUAUCUAUGCAAAUGUUUCAAUAACAAUUGAUAAUAAACGUUCAAUUGAAAUAAAAAAUAAUUUACCAUUAGAUCUUAUUAAAUUUAAUGAUCAAUCACAAAAUUUAACAUUUUAUUUAACAAUUCAUGGAAAUUUACUUGGUUAUAGUCAAAUUAAAUUAUAUGUUGAAUAUUUAAAUCAAGAAAAAGAUAAAUAUAAUUAUACAGAUUAUCUUACUAUUGAUAUAGCUGUUAAAAGAAAAACAACAGUACUUGAUACUAUAUUUACAGUUAUUAUUAUUAUACUUGUUUGUAUUGGAACAUUUUUAAUUGGUUGUCGACUUGUUCUACAAAAUCUUUAUGCUAAUAUACGACGACCUAUUCCUUUACUUAUUGGACUUUUCAGUCAAUUUUUAUGUUUACCUUUAUUAGCUUAUGGUUUAGCUAAAAUGGCUAAACUUGAUUCAUCAACAGCAAUUGGUUUAUUAUCAACAGGUUCAUCACCAGGCGGUGGUGCAUCGAAUAUGUAUACAGCUAUGUAUGGGGGAGAUAUUGAUUUAUCAGCUUCAAUGACAUUUACUAGUACAAUUCUUGCUUUUGGUACAUUUCCAGUAUGGAUACUUUUAUUGGGUAAAGAAUUUAUCAAUACACAUAAUGUACAUUUUCCAUGGGAAAAUAUGUUUGUUACACUUAUUUCUCUUGUUAUACCAGCUGGAAUCGGUUUGUUAGUUCGUUGGAAAAGACCAAUAAUUGCUGAUCGUUUUACAAAAUUUCUUCGUGUUUUAACAAUAUUCUUUAUAUUAUAUAUCUUAACAUUUGGUAUUUAUACAAAUGUUUAUGUAUUUAAAUUAAUUGAUUAUAAAACAAUAAUUGUUAGUACUCUUUUACCUUAUAUCGGUUUUCUUAUUGGAUUUAUAAUGUCAUUAAUAACAAGACAAAGUUGGGAACGUCUUAUUGCUAUUUUUAUUGAAAGCGGGUUACAAAAUACGGGUGUAGCUAUAUUCUUUCUUCGUUUGUCACUACCUGAACCUGAUCGUGAUUUGGCUAUAGUUGUACCAAUAUUUGUUGCAAUAGCAAUUCCAAUUCCUCUAUUAAUAAUCUAUAGUUUUAUUCUUAUUUAUCGAUCAAUUAAAAAGCGAAAUGAAACAAAUAAUAUAAUAACAGAUAUAAAUAAUCAACGUGAUAGAUCGGAUUAUGAAGUAAUGGUUAAUAGUGACAAUGAGCAAUAA
Molecule: messenger RNA, 1398 nt
Organism: Rotaria sordida
Lineage: Eukaryota; Metazoa; Rotifera; Eurotatoria; Philodinida; Philodinidae
Source: the annotation of a GenBank genome assembly